Molecule: messenger RNA, 2340 nt
Organism: Closterium sp. NIES-65
Lineage: Eukaryota; Viridiplantae; Streptophyta; Zygnematophyceae; Desmidiales; Closteriaceae
Source: the annotation of a GenBank genome assembly
AUGGCUACCCCCAAUGUUCUUAUCUUUGACACUGAGGGCCGUGUUGUUGAAUUUGAGGUCUGGGUCGAUGACCUCCAGCUGUUCCUGCAGUGCGAUAGGGCAGACGGCCUCUCUCUGUUCGACCUCACCUCUAGUGCCUACCCUGCCCCGUCUGCUACUGCUGACAGCACUAUUCGCUCACAGUGGGCGACACGCGAUGAUGCUGCCCGUUUUGCUGUGCGUCGCCACUUACCGACCACUGAGCGUGCACACUUUAGCCAGUACAAGAGUGCUCAGACCUUGUACGACGCUGUAGUUGCACGCUACUCUUCCUCUGCCACUGCUACACUGAGCCGCCUCAUGCUACCGUACCUCUUCCCUGACCUUGCUGCCUUUCCCACAGUCGCUGACCUCAUUACGCACCUCCGCACUAGUGACACUCGCUACCGCGCUGCGCUUCCUACUGAGUUCUACGCCAAGAACCCUCCACCCAUACACAUCACCCUCUACUACAUAGUCACCCGGCACCGUGACUCUCUUCGCUUAGUCAGGGACCACUUCCUCUCAGUUUGCCCCUCCACUCUCACCAUUGACCUCCUCGAGGAGCGCCUCCUAGCAGCAGAGAAGAGUAUAGUCGCUGUAGGAGCCUUUCGUGGUGACCCUCACACCCCCGUCUUUGAGGGGUGUUCCCCCUCCCCCCUCUUGCCCUCUGUUGCUUCUACUGCUGCUGCCGACCUCGUUGGUUUCUACGGGCUGGAGGGGCUAGCGGGGGCGUUGGAGGUGUUGGUGGAGGCAGUGGAGGGGGUGGGGGUGGUGGUGGGAGUGGUGGCGGGGGUGGCGGCGGUGGUGGCAGCAGUGGAUGCGGCGGAGGCGGCGGUGGUGGCGGAGGGAGCGGAGGCGGCGGAGGUGGCGGAGGCGGCGGAGGUGGCAGAGGCGCUGGCGGCGGUGGUGGUGGUGCUGGUCGCGACUCUGCGUAGAGGAGUGGGUCCGGUGCGCGGUGGGGGUACUGGUCCCUGCACCUUUGUCCUCCGUACCGGCGACCGCGCUGGUGAGCAAUGUGGGGGCCCGCACUCCACCCAGCGCUGCUUCGGCCGCCUGACGGAUGCGUGGCGCCACCAGUUCCCUGAGGCGUCAGAGAUCCCUUGCUGGGGAGAUUUGUCUAGGGCGGGGGUUGCCAUCUUUGAUCUUGACUAUGAUGCUAUCCUUGCUGCCAUGUAUGCUGUGACUACUAGUGUUGAGGGUGACUGUUACCUGUGUGUACCGCCUGACCCGGGCAUUGAGGCUACUGCUCUAGGUGCUGGUGAGGCUACUGCUCUAGGUGCUAGUGCGUCUGCUGCCCCAGGUGCUAGUGCGUCUGCUGCCCCAGGUGCUGGUGAGUCUGCUCUCUCAGGUACUACGUCAGCUCAGGCCUUCCACACCUUCACCCUUGACUCGGGUGCUUCCCGCUCCUUCUUUCGAGACCGCACCACGCUUACGCCGCUUAGUCGGCCGUUUGCAGUCUUCCAGGCGGACCCCUCUAGGGGUCCUGUCCUAGCUAGCUUCUCCACUUUCUUACCGUGCCCGGCAGCUCCCUCUGGCACCCUGUCAGGUCUCUACCUCCCCUCGUUCUCUACGAACUUGGUGAGUGGAGCGGACCUAAAGGAUAGGGGGGUUGACCAGUUCACUCCUGCGAGUCAGCGGGUGACCCACUACACGUGUGCUCGGACAGCCCGACACUUGGCCACGUCCACCCGUCGGCCAGGGUCGGGCCUGUACACCCUUACUAGUGAGUCUCCUCCGGCUGCUGAGUCUGGCCAGGUAGCUGCGUCGAGUCAGGUGUUUGCUGCAGCGUCCAGGUCUGGUCCUGAGUCUGCUCCCUGCUCGUGUCGUCUCCUGUCUCACCAGACUCUCCUUCGGCACCACCAUCUUGGUCACCCCUCCCUGCCUCGUCUCCGAAGCAUGGCCUUCCGUGUCCUUGUAUCUUUUCUCCCCCGGUCACUCCCUCCCCUACCUUUGGGGCCUGGCCCUACCUUCGUCCCUUGCGUCGAGGGGCGACAGCGCGCCACCCCUCACUCCUCCGAGUUUCCUCUGACACAGAAUCCGCUGCAGACUCUCCACAUGGACGUGUGGGGCCCCGCCCGCGUCAGUGGACAGGGGCACGAGCGUUACUUCCUGUUGGUGGUUGACGACUACUCGCGUUACACCACAGUCUUCCCCUUGCGCAGCAAGGGUGACGUCACUGAGAUGUUGAUCGGCUCGAUCCGCGCAGCUCAUCUCCAGCUCAGGGAGAGUUUCGGCUCGGACUUUCCUGUUCUGCGUCUGCACUCUGACAGAGGCGGGGAGUUGUCCUCUGCCCGUCUGGGAGCCUUCUGUCAGGCAUAG